This is a messenger RNA of Cryptosporidium ubiquitum, 831 nucleotides long. RefSeq lists its product as uncharacterized. The transcript has a single exon. The coding region runs from base 1 to 831 and encodes 276 amino acids. Lineage: Eukaryota; Apicomplexa; Conoidasida; Eucoccidiorida; Cryptosporidiidae. The record is from RefSeq and is a predicted model, not a curated record.
AUGUUUUUAUUAAGCAACAAGGCAGCAUUUAUUUCCGUUUUUGCUAUUGCAUUCACAUUACUUAAUAAAAAUGAUAUUAAGUUAGAUCUUGACAAAAUCUCAAUGAUUUCUUUAAGGGAGCCAAUUCAAAAAGUUGGAGAAUCGAUAAAAAAUUCGGAAGAUAGCAUUUCUGAAAAAGUUCCAAGGCUAUUCAAGAAUAUAUCUCCGUUGAAUAUGGAUAUAACUGAAAUUAAAAUGGAUCCAGUAUUAUUCCAAAACUCAAAUACAAGUAGAGCAUUAAAUUGUUAUGAGAGCUUACCUCAGUACACUUUAAUUAGAGGUAUCUUAAGUGAAUAUUCAUAUUUUCUCACUAUGUACUAUAGAUUGAAAUGUGAGCAUUACAAUGAAUAUCAUGAUGGCACAAGAUGUGGUGACACACUUUUCUUAAUUGACCUACUGGAAAACAAGGCUGAAAUCUUGAAAGAAAAAUUUGUGAGCAAGAAAAAUGAAUGUUUUUCGCUUGAGGCAAAUGCUAUUUCUGUUCAAUCCAGAUACUUCAACUCGAAUGGUUUUGUUGGAAGAUCAGAAAAUAUUCUGAAAGAUUACGAACUUCUGAUGCUAGAGAGAUCUUUUUUAAGAAGAGUUAUUUCUCAAUUUGAAUCUACUUUAACCAAUAAGACUAUUGAGUAUGAGCUCUCAUGUAUGAAAAAUGAAAAGGCAGAAGAUAAUUCUGUUGACUGUCAUUUAUUGAGGACCGAAUGCUGGAUUUUAGAAUCUGAGUUGCUAUCUCUUUCAGAGGAGCAUUUUAAGAGAGUCUCAUUGUUCGAAAGGACGAAGGAUAUUUUGGUAUGA